ACUUUUUUUCUAACAAAACUGUGUUAGAUCAUUUCUUGAAUUGUGCCGAAUAUAUAAAAAUAUACAUAUGGACAAUGUUCUGUUUACUUAUAGUCUCAUUGUUAAAUCACUGAAAUCUUACAGCGUAUAGACUUUUGAGGGCUCACRUGUAAUUUAAUAUACACUACGUGAAAUGAAUAACGUUAGAAGAGUCAAGAAUAAUAACACACAUCCUGUUUGGUGAAAAACAAUAUUGAUAUUUGAAUGGGGGGAGUCCUGGUACUGGUUCAGUCCAAGUGCUUUGGGAUUUUAUCAGGUCCAGAACUGAUUAAGCGACUCCAAAUCCAUAUUACUCWGCUCCCCACAUCUGGUCGCUAAAAUAAGAAAUGAGGUGAAAUGUAGCGGUUUCUCAAUAAAAAGCAUCGCGAUCUGUAAUUAMGGCCAGCCAAUAAGAGACGCCCAAAAUAAGACUAAGAGAAUAUAACUUUCUUCUGCCAGGACUUUCUUUUUCAGACUCAUAAUGAAAUCAAACCAUUCAGUCGGGAAAUUAUAAUGGAUGCACUAUUUCUACUUUUUCUUUCUUUCUUCGACCAAUCGGUUCGUUUCAACAGAAAACACGCGGGGAGCUGGUUACAACAGAGCAGCGCGCAUCGCGCAGCGCAGGUUUGCGCACGGAGAGGACGUAGCUGCGACACUGGCGAGGCGAAAGGCGCGACUACAGCCGAUAAGAUGCGGUGAAGAGCUCCACUUCCCCCUCGCCCCCUCUCCCCAGGCUUUUUUUUAAAAAAAAAAAUAAAAAUACCACGGAGUGCCAGGGUAGACGGAAAUUAAAAAGGAAACGGGUCCAAGAUGAGUGCGGUCCAGGCUGGAGGCGAAGGGAGGGUGGAUAGCGGCAGAGGCAGCCUCACCGCCAGCAGCGGCGGCGGCGUUAGCGGCUCCCCGAGGCUCCAUCAGCGCGUUCAGCCCCCCAACAGCGGCAGCCGGACGAAGGAUAGCAGAAAUCAACAGCAGCAACAGCAGCAGCUUCAGCUCCAGCAGCAGAGGCAUCAUGGUGGGUCGAUGCUGAAGCAACCAUCCCACAAUGAGCCAGCUGACGUCGUGAGGCGGGCGCUGGACUUUAAGAGCCAAGGCACUCAGUGCUACAAGGAUAAGAAAUACAGAGAGGCGAUCGGCAAGUACCACCGCGCUCUGCUGGAGAUCAAGGGGCUGUGCAGGGUGCUGGGGGAUCCGGACCCCGGCCCCAAGUCCACGUCCACCCUCCUGCCGACCAUCAGCAAGUCCAGCACGCUGACGGACGAGCAGAAGGGGGCGAUGGAGAAUGCGGAGUUGGAGUGUUACAACAGCCUGGCUGCUUGCCUCUUGCAAAUGGAGCUGGUGAACUACGAGCGGGUGAAGGAGUACUGCCUGAAAGUGCUUCUCAAGGAAGGGAAGAACUUCAAAGCCCUUUAUCGCUCCGGAGUGGCCUACUACCACCUGGGAGACUACCAGAAGGCCCUGUACUACCUGAAGGAGUCGCACAAACAGGAGCCAUCAGACACAAACGCCAUCCGCUACAUCCAGCUGACAGAGAUGAAGAUUCGCCGAAAUGCCCAGAAGGAAAAGAAAGAAGCGUCGUAAGCCGGCGCCUCAUCUGUCAUGAGUUGCAGCCCCACUGUGUGUCACUCUGACCUUAAAACAUGCCAGAGGUCUUAUGGUGUGAAAUCAUAUUUGUUUAGCGGUUUUUUUUUCCUUUUUGCUUUGCACUGCAUACGGUUGCCAGUUGUUAAACUUUGUUGCGUGGGUCGGGUCUGUUGUUACGGAGGUUCGGUUAUUUUUGUCCUUAAGAAAAAGAAACCGCACCAAAUGUAUUUGACAAGAAUUUCUACACACUCCGCUUUAGCUCUUCUUAACCGAUGCACUGCCAGUCCAAACGUUGCACAUCCGGGCCCGACACCUGUGACGGAAACUGGAGCGACAAGUUCCGCUGUACUGCGUCACCGUAAGUCGGCACGCGCACUCGCACGAGACGUGCUUCAAAUGCCUUCCUAAAAGUGAGCAACAACCACCUUCACUUCUCACCCCUAACUAUUAUUUGAUUAUUUUAAAAAAAUGUAAUUCCAAUGUUUUUCUCUUCUUGAUUAUAUCUGACGUUAAGGUGCUGUAAAAACACAAAAGCAACACGAAGCACACGGUUUUGGUACGACACCAGAUACAUAUCACACUUAUAUGUAAAUAGGCUGUUAUGUAAAAUCUCGUGGAAAGCUAAAUGAAAAGGGAAACUGUAUGUCUUUAUUAAUGCCAAAACGAAGCACAUCACUCAACAUUUACUGUAUCUUAAAAUUCCUUAUGUGUAUGGUAAUAGUAUAUGUGUAAUAAACUUGUUUAAUAACUACAAA
Messenger RNA from Poecilia reticulata (guppy), 2354 nucleotides. RefSeq names its product tetratricopeptide repeat domain 9 (gene ttc9). Gene Ontology annotation, molecular function: protein binding; protein folding chaperone. NCBI's taxonomy places the organism in Eukaryota, Metazoa, Chordata, Actinopteri, Cyprinodontiformes, Poeciliidae. Gene Ontology annotation, cellular component: endomembrane system; mitochondrial envelope; membrane. The record is from RefSeq and is a predicted model, not a curated record. Gene Ontology annotation, biological process: protein folding; negative regulation of apoptotic process.